Molecule: messenger RNA, 4332 nt
Organism: Vigna umbellata (rice bean)
Lineage: Eukaryota; Viridiplantae; Streptophyta; Magnoliopsida; Fabales; Fabaceae
Product: pleiotropic drug resistance protein 1-like
Cellular component (GO): membrane
Molecular function (GO): ABC-type transporter activity; ATP hydrolysis activity; ATP binding
Source: RefSeq, a predicted model, not a curated record
AUGGCCAAUGGUAGCCUGACUAAAGCUACUAGCAGCUUUCAAGUAAGCCGUUCUUCAAUUUGGAGAGAUGGAAGUGGAGUUUUUUCUAGGAAUUCAUUUGAAGAAGAUGAUGAAGUAGCUCUGAAGUGGGCUGCACUUGAAAAGCUUCCUACUUACAAUCGUUUAAAGAAAGGCUUGUUAAUCACAUCCAAUGGUGAGGUGAAGGAAAUUGAUGUCACUGAUAUUGGAACACAGGAAAGGAAGCAUGUGUUGGAGAGGUUGGUAAGAGAUGCUGAAGAGGACAAUGAAAAGUUUCUGUUGAAGCUGAGGGAAAGAAUUGAUAGAGUUGGGAUUAGUUUUCCAACAAUUGAAGCUAGAUUUGAGCAUCUGAAUGUUGAGGCAGAAGCUUAUGUUGGUAGCAGAGCCUUACCGACAUUCUUGAACUCCAUUGUUAAUACAGUAGAGAGUUACUUGAACCAUAUGCAUAUUCUUUCUAGCAAAAAGAAGCACGUGACCAUCCUUAAAGAUGUUAGUGGAAUUGUAAAACCUUGCAGGAUGACAUUGCUUUUAGGUCCUCCAAGUUCUGGAAAAACCACACUCCUUUUGGCUCUGGCAGGAAAGCUUGAUCCAGAUCUUAAGGUUUCUGGGAGAGUGACUUAUAAUGGGCAUGAAAUGAAUGAAUUUAUACCCCAGAGAACUUCUGCCUAUAUUAGUCAGCAUGAUGUUCAUAUUGGAGAAAUGACUGUUAGGGAAACCUUGGCUUUCUCUGCAAGGUGCCAAGGAGUUGGAUCACGUUAUGACUUGCUAUCUGAACUGUCAAGAAGAGAGAUAGCAGCGAAUAUUAAGCCUGACCCUAUUAUUGAUAUAUACAUGAAGGCAACAGCAUCUAAAAGCCUGGAAGCAAAUAAAAUGAUGACAGAAUAUAUACUUAAGAUCUUGGGGCUGGAAAUGUGUGCUGAUAUUGUGGUGGGGGAUGAAACGUUGCGUGGUGUAUCUGGUGGACAAAGGAAGCGUGUUACUACAGGGGAGAUGUUGGUUGGUCCAACAAAUGCCCUGUUCAUGGAUGAAAUAUCUUCUGGCUUGGACAGCUCCACAACUGUUCAAAUUAUCAAGUGUCUUAGACAAAUUGUUCACAUUCUAGAUGGAACAGCAGUUAUCUCACUAUUGCAACCAGAACCAGAGACAUACGAACUUUUUGAUGACAUAAUCCUCCUCUCCAACGGCCAAAUAGUAUAUCAAGGACCUCGGGAAUUCGUCCUUGAAUUUUUUGAAUCUAUGGGUUUCAGAUGUCCUGAGAGGAAAGCUGUUGCUGACUUCCUCCAAGAAGUGACUUCAAGGAAGGAUCAACAACAGUACUGGAUCCACGAAGAUGAGCCAUACAGUUUUGUUACAGUUAACGAAUUUGCCAAGGCAUUUCAAUGCUUCCAUGUUGGUAUAGAGCUUAGAGAAGAGCUAGCCAUUCAAUUUGAUAAGACAAAGAACCACCCAGCUGCAUUAACGACUAAGAAGUACGGGGUAGACAUGAAGGAGCUUCUGAAAGCUAACUUCUCAAGGGAAUAUUUGCUUAUGAAGAGGAAUGCAUUUGUUCACAUCUUCAAGCUAUCUCAACUUGCAGUGAUGGCAGUGAUAACAAUGACAGUAUUCCUGCGUACCGAGAUGCAUAAGGGUUCUGUGGAUAACGGGGGAGUUUACACUGGUGCACUUUUUUUCUCUAUAGUAAUGGUGUUGUUUAAUGGGAUGGCUGAUAUUUCAAUGAAUGUAGCAAAGCUUCCUAUAUUUUACAAGCAAAGAGACCUCCUAUUUUACCCUGCAUGGGCAUAUGCUAUUCCGAACUGGAUCCUCAAAAUCCCUAUUACAUUGGCUGAAGUAGUUGUCUGGGUAUCUAUCACCUACUAUGUAAUUGGAUUUGAUCCAAGUGUUGGAAGGUUUCUCAAACAAUAUCUUCUGUUACUACUACUUGGCCAGAUGGCUUCUGCAUUGUUUCGUACAAUUGCAGCAACUGGUAGGAAUAUGAUUAUAGCUAACACAUUUGGAUCAUUUGCAAUAGUCACACUUCUGACUUUGGGCGGUUUUAUAUUGUCAAGAGAGGAUGUUAAGAAAUGGUGGACAUGGGGUUACUGGAUUUCACCAAUAAUGUAUGAGCAGAAUGCUAUGAUGGUCAAUGAGUUCCUCGGCCAGAGUUGGAGCCACGUUCUUCCUAAUUCCACCGAGUCACUGGGAGUUGAGGUUCUGAAGUCUCGAGGAUUCUUCACUCAUGCAUCCUGGUAUUGGAUAGGGGUAGGGGCAUUGCUCGGAUUUGUUUCUCUAUUGAACAUCACAUUCACUCUAGCUCUCACUUUUCUCAACCCACUUGAGAAACCACAGGCUAUCAUCUUGAAAGAAUCUCAUGGAAAUAAGCAUAAAGACAAAACUCUACAAGAUAUUGGAUUAUUCACAUCAAUUCUUUCAGAUUUUGAAAAGCUUUUCAAUUUUUGUGCAUCAGUGAGGCCAAAGGAAGUUGUUGAUUCCAGCCACAGGAGGAAAAGAGGAAUGAUUCUUCCAUUUGAGCCACAUUCUCUUACCUUUGACGGAAUCACUUACUCAGUAGACAUGCCACAGGAAAUGAAGAAUCGUGGAGUAAUUGAGGACAGAUUAGUCCUUCUGAAGGGUGUUAGUGGUGCAUUUAGGCCAGGCGUCCUCACAGCUCUGAUGGGGGUUAGUGGAGCGGGUAAAACAACUUUGUUGGAUGUGUUGGCAGGAAGGAAAACUGGAGGGUAUAUUGAAGGCAGAAUCAGAGUUUCAGGGUAUCCUAAAAGGCAAGAAACAUAUGCUAGAAUCUCUGGCUACUGUGAGCAGAACGAUAUCCACUCUCCUCAUGUUACAGUCUAUGAAUCCUUGCUCUACUCAGCGUGGCUUCGUUUAUCUCCUGAAGUCAAUUCUGAAACCAGAAAGAUGUUCAUUGAGGAAGUCAUGGAACUGGUAGAGUUGAACUUACUGAGGGAAGCUUUGGUUGGUUUGCCUGGUGUGAGUGGUCUCUCCACUGAACAGCGCAAGAGACUAACUAUAGCAGUUGAGCUAGUGGCUAAUCCCUCCAUAAUAUUCAUGGAUGAACCAACGUCAGGUUUAGAUGCCAGAGCAGCUGCCAUUGUUAUGAGAACAGUUAGAAACAUAGUGGACACAGGAAGAACAAUUGUUUGUACCAUUCAUCAACCAAGCAUAGACAUAUUUGAAGCAUUUGAUGAGCUUUUCCUGCUAAAGCGAGGAGGACAAGAAAUAUAUGUUGGACCGUUGGGUCGUCAUUCUAAUGAACUCAUUGAGUAUUUUGAGAGGAUUGAAGGGGUUGGUAAAAUCAAAGAUGGACACAACCCAGCGGCUUGGAUGUUGGAAAUUACAACUCCGGCACGAGAAAUGGAUUUGAAUGUUGACUUUGCUGACAUAUACAAAAAUUCAGAACUAUAUAGGAGGAACAAAGAACAUGUAGAAGAAUUGAGCAAGCCUGCUUCAGGUUCCAAAGAACUUCAUUUUCCUUCUCAAUAUGCACAACCAUUUUUCAUUCAAUGCAAGGCCUGCCUAUGGAAACAGCAUUGGUCCUACUGGCGCAACCCUCCAUAUACUGCAGUGAGAUUUUUGUUCACUGCAUUUGUAGCUUUGAUGUUUGGGACAAUGUUCUGGGACCUAGGAUCCAAAACAAGAAGGAAACAAGAUCUGUUCAAUGCUAUUGGUUCCAUGUACAACGCCAUUCUCUUCCUUGGGAUUCAGAAUGCGUUUUCUGUGCAACCAGUUGUGGCCAUUGAACGAACAGUCUUUUAUAGAGAAAGAGCAGCUGGAAUGUAUUCAGCCAUCCCCUAUGCUCUUGCACAGGUUGUAAUAGAGAUACCAUAUACUUUUGUCCAAGCUGUAACAUAUGGCAUCAUAGUUUAUGCAAUGAUCGGAUUCGAAUGGACUGCAUCCAAAUUCUUUUGGUAUCUGUUCUUCAUGUACUUCACAUUUUUGUACUUCACCUUUUAUGGCAUGAUGACUGUGGCUGUAACACCGAACCAACACAUUGCUUCAAUUGUGGCCACUUCAUUUUAUGGACUUUGGAAUCUGUUUUCUGGAUUUGUUGUCCCACAACCUAACAUUCCAGUGUGGUGGAGAUGGUACUAUUGGGCAUGUCCUGUGGCUUGGACCUUAUAUGGAUUGGCAGCAUCACAGUUUGGGGAUGUAAUAACUACAGUUGAGGUAAACGAGACAGUGAAAGAGUUUCUGAGAAGAUACUUUGGCUAUAGAGAUGAUUUUGUUGGAGUUGCUGCAGGUGUAGUUGUUGGGUUUGCAGUGCUAUUUGCUACUAUCUUUGCUCUUUCUGUAAAGGUUUUUAACUUUGAAAGGCGAUAG